Cicer arietinum (chickpea) is the source of this 1471-nucleotide messenger RNA. RefSeq names its product vacuolar histidine transporter YPQ3-like. Gene Ontology annotation, cellular component: membrane. Lineage: Eukaryota; Viridiplantae; Streptophyta; Magnoliopsida; Fabales; Fabaceae. The record is from RefSeq and is a predicted model, not a curated record.
UUUAUAUUUGAUUUGAUUCGAUUCCGAAGUGAUUAUAUAUAACAUUCAUAUUUUUCAUGUGAAGAGAAAUUGAAGAAAGAAGAAGCAGUCAUAUUCCACUGUGUUGUUUUUCAGAUUCAAUUUUCUUUGACACAAUGCAGUUUGUUGAAAUGGUUAUGAGCAGCAAUAUAGCAAUGACAACUUCAAUCACAUUAGGUGUAAUUAGUGUCAUUGUUUGGAUGGUUGCUGAGAUUCCUCAGUUAAUCACAAACUACAGAGAAAAAUCUGCUCAUGGUCUCUCGGUUGCAUUCUUGCUCACAUGGAUGAUAGGGGAUCUGUUCAACCUCUUUGGAUGCUUAUUGGAACCUGCAACUCUACCAACUCAACUAUAUACUGCAGAGUUGUAUACUUUUACAACAUUUGUACUUUGUUUACAAGCCAUUUACUAUGGACACAUAAAUCCUCAACAUAAGUGCAAGAAACAGUUCAAGAUUGACACAACAAUAGAUGAAGGAGAAAGCAAUGGUGUUGUUGAAAAUGGCAAUGAUGGUGAUCAGAGAACAAACAUUGGUUUGAGUUCCCCGAUUAAUCUUGCUCCAAAAAGUCAUGUUGAAACACAAUCAUACUACCAGUCAGCAAGAUAUCUCUCAAAGAGUUAUACUCCCAAAUCAGAAUUUAUCUUACCCAAAAGAUUGACAUCUUCUUCUCAUAUUUUGGAUCCUAUAGAAGAACCUUUGCUUGUUUCAUCUGUCUUGACAAAAUCAGCACCUUCUUUAAAGAUCAAGAGUACAUUGUGUUUGGUGUCAACAUUAACUUUUCUGGCUGCCAUCAAUCUGCUUCAUUCACCAGAUACAAGAAUUCAUUCUGUGGUCUCAAAUCCAAGACAAGAGUUUGUGAUUUAUGUUGGGAGAAAGCUUCUUCAGGUUAGUGGCCAUCCUUUGCCAGUUCAUGGUGUAGAAGAACACUCUAGCAUUGGGAUUUACCUUGGUUGGGCAAUGGCAGUUAUAUAUAUGGGUGGAAGAUUUCCUCAGAUUUGUUUGAAUAGCAGAAAGGGUAACUUUGAGGGUGUCAAUCCUCUUAUGUUUCUCUUUGCUUUAGUUGGGAAUACCACUUAUGUAGCAAGCAUACUAGUGAGAAGCUUGGAUUGGUCAAAAAUUGGUCCAAAUCUUCCAUGGCUUGUAGAAUCAGGAGGAUGUUCUCUUCUUGAUUUUCUUAUUUUGAUGCAAUUUCUAUACUUUCGACAUCGGACAUCGAAAGACCUGGAGAAUAAGUAUAAACAUGAAGUUGUUGCUUAGAUGAUGACGACGAAUCGAAGAAACAAGGCUUAUGAGCCAUGCAAUUUCCACAAUGCUGACCAAGGGAAAUGGUCUUUCAUCGAGGACCAGAAAUCUUGUAUGAAUUUUGACAAUUCCAUUUUGAAUUUUUCUUCAAUUUUCUGUUUGUCUAACAUUGUUAUAUUAUUAUAUAUUCAUUGGUUUUUAACUUUUUAUAA